Pocillopora meandrina is the source of this 321-nucleotide messenger RNA. NCBI's taxonomy places the organism in Eukaryota, Metazoa, Cnidaria, Anthozoa, Scleractinia, Pocilloporidae. The record is from the annotation of a GenBank genome assembly.
AUGCUAAGGUAUAAAAAGACAGUCUAUAAGUUGCUAUGGAUCUCGCUUUUAAUGGUAUCGUUUUGUGCGCCAUUUUCUUACGUCACAGCUGUAAGACUUAUAAAAGGACCCUACGCCAAUGAUGGAAUACCAUUUUCCCCCUUUGUGACUGUAAGAGUUAUUAUCGGACCCAAGGCAACUAAAGCAGUCACGGUAAGGUUGGUGCCCGUGAAAACGGUGGUUUUUCUCGAUUUUUCCCUGAAUCCUUGUGUCUAUAUUUGGGAGCACAGGGAAGAGAGACGAGUUGUGAUUGAUAAAUUACGGGCCUUUCUUUCUUUUUUG